AUGGCUGCCGCUAGCGCAAACGCCAACGUCGACUCCAACGCCCUGCUCACCUUCUUCACCCAGAUGGACGAUCAGGGAGGUGUCAUUGUCAGAGAUACCCCAAAGCUAGAUCUAGAUCUGUACAUCCAGAACUACACAGGCCGUACCCGCUUUGAACGUCUCUUCCUCAUCGGCCGGACAUGCGUGCCCCUCUGUGUCGACGCCCUGAAGGCUGCAGUUGCCGAAGCGAAGAAGGGCCAAGAUACGCAGCGUUACCGCGAUGUCUUUGAGUUGAUUCACAUCGCCGCUCCCUCAGAGCCAGAAGCCACAUUCGACUCAUCAUGGAUCGAGCUCACGGAUAGGGCCAACAAUGCCAAAACGCACGCCCUUGAGAGCGAGUUGAAGGGCUAUAAGAUGAACCUGAUCAAGGAGAGCAUUCGGAUGGGCAACGAGGACCUGGGCCGUCAUUUUGAGAGCAUCGGCGACCUUAACAACGCUGGCGAGGCCUACAGCCGGAUGCGCCCAGACGUGAGCACAUCCAAGCACAUUAUCGACGUCGGCAAGCACCUCGUCAAUGUGACUCUGCAGCGUCGAGAGUGGCCCAUGGUCAUUGCCAACCUGAGCAAGAUCACCGGUGUCCAGAACGGUGACGAGGAAAAGGGCUUGCAACCCUACGUCAAGAUCGUCCAGGGCAUCGCCCUCAUGGGGCUCGAGAAGUUUGACGAGGCGGCCAAAAGCUUCCUGCAGACGGAUGCCGGCAAAGAGGGAGUGGACUACAGCAAUAUCGCGAGCCCCAACGAUGUGGCAGUGUACGGUGGCCUCCUGGCUCUGGCAACCAUGGACCGGAAGGAGCUCCAGGCUCGUGUCCUCGACAACCAAAACUUUAGAACGUUUUUGGAGCUGGAACCCCACAUCCGCAAGGCCAUUUCGCUCUUUGUGAAUGGCCGCUACUCGGCGUGCCUGGCCAUCCUCGAGGCGUAUCGCGCAGACUACCUCCUCGACAUCUACCUCCAGAAGCACGUCCCGACGCUCUACUCGCAGAUCCGGAGCAAGUGUAUAGUGCAGUACUUCAUCCCCUUCUCCUGCGUCACCUUGAGCAGCCUCGAAGACGCAUUUGCCGUUCCUGGCAAGCCACUCAUUGACGAGCUCGUCGCCAUGAUCCGGAGCGGGGUUUUGCAGGCCCGCAUCAACACAAUUGACAAGACGUUGGUCGCCGUGUCUCCGAACCCCCGAGCAACGUUGCAAAGGAUGGUCCUCGACACGAUUGAUGCCUACGAGCGGGACGCCACGGAGCGGAUCCGGCGUAUGAGCAUCAUUGCGGCGGAUAUGGAGGUCAAGAAUAUCCGCAAGGGUAAUGCCCAUGCCGGUGCGCAGGGCAUUGAUGAGCUCUGGUUUGAGCAGUCGAACCGGCCGACGGUGGCCGGCGGCGGGGGCGGCGACAACAUGAGCUGA
Molecule: messenger RNA, 1431 nt
Organism: Colletotrichum phormii
Lineage: Eukaryota; Fungi; Ascomycota; Sordariomycetes; Glomerellales; Glomerellaceae
Product: 26S proteasome subunit RPN7
Exons: 5
Coding region: 1-1431 (476 amino acids)
Cellular component (GO): COP9 signalosome
Source: RefSeq, a predicted model, not a curated record